AUGCCUCCGAAUGCUGUCAUUACCCAGUCCACAAGAGAUCCUUCUUCUCCUAAGGUUCAAGAGGAGAAUUCAUGGCCCAGUUUGCAACAAUGGAAUCAGAGGGAUAAGGAGACUACAACAGCUCAGACAUCAGAAGGGAUGGUCAUAGGCGAGAGGAUUUAUGGGACAAGAGUGGGAAAAUCUUGGCUCCGAUGGAGUAGUAGAGGAUGCGAUGUCCAUCUUGGAAAUCUG
Nezara viridula (southern green stink bug) is the source of this 231-nucleotide messenger RNA. Lineage: Eukaryota; Metazoa; Arthropoda; Insecta; Hemiptera; Pentatomidae. The record is from the annotation of a GenBank genome assembly.